Molecule: messenger RNA, 1228 nt
Organism: Nothoprocta perdicaria
Lineage: Eukaryota; Metazoa; Chordata; Aves; Tinamiformes; Tinamidae
Gene: BCL10
Product: B cell CLL/lymphoma 10
Exons: 3
Coding region: 1-732 (243 amino acids)
Biological process (GO): adaptive immune response; apoptotic process; positive regulation of extrinsic apoptotic signaling pathway
Cellular component (GO): CBM complex; cytosol
Molecular function (GO): kinase activator activity; transcription coactivator activity; protein kinase B binding
Source: RefSeq, a predicted model, not a curated record
AUGGAGGGUCUGGGCCCGGGCGCCGCGGGGCGGCCGCUGACGGAGGACGAGAUGGCGGAGGUGAAGAAGGAGGCUUUAGAAAGAAUGCGUCCUUAUUUGUGUGACAAAAUCAUAGCUGAAAGACACUUUGAUUACCUACGUUCAAAGAAAAUACUCACUAGAGAGGACACAGAAGAAAUUUCUUCUCGAUCUUCCAGUAGGAAGAAAACUGGGAAGUUAUUGGACUACUUGGCGGAAAACCCAAAGGGACUAGAUGCUCUGGUUGAAUCUAUCAGACGAGAAAGAACACAAAAUUUCUUGUUACAAAAGAUAACGGAUGUAGUGUUGAAAGUCAAAAAUGAAAAGCUGGAAGCUCUCAAAGGUCUGAGCUGCAGCACCUGCAUGACCUCACUGUAUGGAGGAACAAAUGAUCUUUCCAGGUCAUAUUCAGAUGAGUCCAACUUCUUUGAAAAUGCAAAAGAAAAAGAAUCUACCCAGAUAAGACAUCCAGAAGAAGACUAUAGCACUGCUGCUUUUGUGUCCGCCGUCUCUCUCCGCUCAAUGAAUUUACCAGUUGCAGAGAUGGGGACCACAGAGGGGGCGGUUUUGUCGGGGCCCCUUCCAGGGCCGGGGGAUCCGGGUGCUCCCGCUCUGCCGCCGGAGCUGCAGUCCGAGCAGCAGGAGCCUUGUGCCAGCUCGAGUGACAAUGUCGGCUUCUUACCUCUAAGGUCACGUUCUCUUCAGUCACAGUGAACUGAGGGACUUUGUUCACCCAAGGGUACUGAAACCAUGAGGUUUUACAAGAGCAAAAAAUGUUUUCAAACUGUUAAUYUGUAAAAAUCAGAAGUAACCUCUGCUCUAACCACCUUCCUCCCCACAAAAGACAAACAAUCAAAAAACACCGACAAAACUCCUUUAAACAUAGUAUAAUCAAUCAGGUAACUUUGUAGCUGCUUGAUUUUAUGUUCUUUAGGGAAGAUGAUACACCAGCAAAGACUUGUGGAGGGUUUUUUUCUUAUUUUUUAACUCAUUUAAUUAGGAUUUAAUAUUUUAAUUUUUGUUGCAGAUACUUAAGGGGGAGUUAGAGGACAAAUGUUUUUUUUUUCUACAGUGAUUUUUUUUUUUUUCCCUCCUAAAGUUUCUGUGACGAGUUGGUGGGAAAGAUGCUUAGGAAGAAGAACUUGGGUAUUGAAAAGUAACCUUCUGAACUUAAUUUGGCAAAUGAGUUUUAAACUUUAAAUGUUUGGGU